Messenger RNA from Coffea arabica (coffee), 978 nucleotides. Lineage: Eukaryota; Viridiplantae; Streptophyta; Magnoliopsida; Gentianales; Rubiaceae. The record is from RefSeq and is a predicted model, not a curated record.
AUGGAAGUCUGCCAAGCACUUGGAAAUAUUCAGAAGGUCAACCAAGGCAAGUAUCUGGGACUCCCAAUGGUGAUCACAAGGUCGAAACAACAACUAUUUGGCUACAUUAAAGACAACAUCCAGCAAAGACUGAAGAAAUGGAAAAACAAGCUGUUAAGUGCGGCAGGUAAAGAGGUGAUGCUCAAAUCAGUAGCAAUGGCAAUGCCAACAUAUACGAUGUCAUGCUUCAAAAUGCCAAAGAAGAUAUGCAAAGAGAUUAAUGCUGUAAUGGCAAACUAUUGGUGGGGAGAGGCAACUGGAAGGAACAAGAUGCAUUGGAGAUCUUGGAGUAAAAUAUCAAUGGACAGGAAGGAUGGAGGAUUGGGAUUCCUAGAUUUAGAGGCAUUCAACACAGCGCUAUUGGGAAAGCAAGGUCUAAUGGGAGCAAGGCAAUUGAUAGAGCAAGGAACAAGGAGAAGGAUAGGAAAUGGAAAGAGUACCUAUAUUUGGGAGGAAAGCUGGAUGCCAGAUAACCAUCAGGGAAAGGUUACCACACAGAAACCACAGGGAUGUAAUCUGGUCAAAGUAGAGGAGCUGAUCAUCCAGAACAGAUGGAAUAAAAAUCUGAUAUUCAGAAACUUUUGCCCCAAGGACGCAGAGAUGAUACUAAGCAUCCCCAUAAGCCUGGCCAAUAGAGAGGACAACAACUACUGGAUUCAUAGUUUCAAUGGGAUUUAUACAGUGAGAUUAGCUUAUAGUAUACAAUCUAAAGGCCAAAUGGAACGAGAGCAGGAAGACACGAAGACAAUUGGAACAAGCUGGAGCUCGAAUAGUAAGAAAAGCUGGAAGCAUCUUUGGAAACUGAACAUCAAGCAUAAGGUGAAGAUUUUCUUGUGGAAAUGCCUGAACCAGGUGUUACCAUGUGGAAAAUGUCACCAAUUCAGUGGAAAGGAAUACAAGACCAGCAGGGAUGUUUCCGUAGGUGGUGGACUACAAUGA